GAUCAUACAAACUUAGGGCCUGUUCACAAAGUUUCACAUGGUUCGGGAUCAGUGGACCUAAGGCUAGUUGGCGCCAUCCGUCAGGUGAGUUCUAAUGUCACGACGCAUCGCUGAUGGCGAGCUGGAUCUGCGCUAAUCAACCAGGCUCUUGAACUUUACUUUUAGACUUGUUCUUGUCCAUUAGUAUAACGAUCAAUUACCCUGUUGAUCGUCACACUAAUGACAUCUUUAACGACGGUUUUAUUCAUCCAGUCUCUCAAAAAGCAGAAAGUAACAUCGCUAUUUCCCAGAUCAUGCUUUGGUCGGCAAGUAGCUUCACAUCCUCAAACAUUCCUCUGUGCAUCAAACUGUCACCAAAACCCGCCAAUGGAAAACCUUUGACCACAGCCCAACCAGAAUCGAGUGAGCGACGUUAGCAAGUGAAGAAGCUUCUUGAAGGGGCUUUCAUGUGUUACUAUUUACUUAAACCUUUAGCGCUAAGCGGCUCAGCUGUCGUCUGGUGAACUAUCUUACUAGUGCUAAGUCAUACGAUAACGAACUGCCAAUCGGACGGGUGACAAUUUCACAACAGCACAUGGGUAAAAAUGGAUAACAACGACUUGUAACACCUGGAACAUCUGUUAGCAAGCAUUCAGAGGGGAUCCUCCACACUGCAAUUCAGCUGAAGUCGACACUCAGUAUUUUUUGAGAGCCAUCCUUCAAAGACACUCAGGCAAUGGCAAAACUGAGCAUCGGUCUUAACGUUUUUAGACUCGCGAUAUUUUGGGGAUUGGUUGCCUCAGUUAAUGGACAGCAAAGUUACUCCCAUCGAAAGAUAUUUCGUGCUGCAGAAAAUCGUGCUCUCCAAGGGUUUGUGUACGCAAACAAAACUGUGCAUUCUCGUGUCAUCUGUGGACGGGAAUGCAGCAUGGACGGCAGUUGCAAGUCCUUCAACUUCAACAACUGUGACAAAAUAUGCGGGUUGAGCCUGUCCACAAGACGAGAGCACCCUGAACACUUCGCUGAAACUCGAUGGAGCGUGUACUUUGAUAAAGAUGAAGACACACCUCUCCACUCCUUAUCGAGUGGAGUUACCUCACAGGGUCGCCUCAGGAGCUGCAAGACGCUCUUGGAUGCCGAUUGUCGUUUUUCUUCAAGCGGUGUCUACACCGUUCACCCCAAGGGUUUUGGCGACGACGGACUUCGCGUGUACUGCGAUAUGGAAACGGACGGCGGAGGAUGGAUCGUGUUCCAGAGUCGUCUGGAUGGCAGCGUUGAUUUCGACCGCCCCUGGGCCGAUUACCAGUCCGGCUUCGGUGAUCUGUGGGGAGAGUUCUGGCUGGGCAACGACUACUUGGUGGAACUGACGUCUCCCGACCCCAACGAGCAGUGGGAGCUACGAGUUGACUUAUGGGACUGGGAAGACAACACGGCGUGGGCCAAGUACUCUCACUUCCAGAUAUCUUCAGGUGAAUACAUGCUGAGCUACGACCAAUAUGACGCCAACAGCACUGCCGGCAAAGACUCACUGAGACUGCACAAUCGGCAGAACUUUUCGACAAGAGAUCAUGAAAAUGAUAACCAUCCGCAUCAAAACUGUGCAAAAAACUAUCGAUCAGGCUGGUGGUUUAAUUACUGUUUAAGGUGUAAUUUGAACGGUUUCUACUACCAAGAAGGGGCCACUGUGGGUGACGACCGAGGGGUGUAUUGGCAUAAUUGGAAAAAUGAUUUUGCUUACUCCUUGAAAAAAUGCAACAUGAAAAUCCGUGAAAUGGAGUAAAGAAUGAAACACGUGCUAUUUCUGAUAUGUGUUAAUCACCUUUGCAUGUUCACAAAGCGAUUUAAAACAGUUGAAUCUCCUCAUAAUUUGUGCUUAUCUACAGAUAAAACAGUUAAUGUUGAAUUUUAAACGAAAAUUUAAAUAGAUAUAAUUCUUUGAUCCCGCACUGCUGUGGAAUAACUUUACAAACUAGAAUAUUCUCUUAAGCAUUAUAUUAUUGAUUGUUUAAAUGGGGAGUAUACCUUCUCCGUCUUGAAAUAUCAUCAUGUUGUGUGCAAACAGUUUGGAGAGGCAACUCCUCAAGUUUGCUCCAUCGAACUUACAGCAAAAUGAUUCUACUGUGCACCUGAAUGAUGUACAUGUACUGUUACACAACCCCAUUUUACUUUGCUCUGUGCAAAGAGGCAAUUAAGCUUUUGUGUGACAGCUGAAACGAGUGUUUUGCUCGAAAAACGGGAAAUGAAAACGGUGCAGUAGAAUCUACAUUGGGUUUAUUUUCCUGUGGAAAACAUAUACUGCUGAAAAUGUUAAACAAUUUAAUAUAGUUAGAUGUACACUGUAAAAAUAGUAUUACUUGUUGUUGUGGAUGAAGUAGCUCGAAAUUUGAAAUAGGUGGGGUUUUUUUCAAGACAGGACAAGAUUAGUGUUAAACAAAGUUGGGGAACGUUCUGAUCUGUAUGUAGCAUUUUGCUAUAAUUGAUUCUAUCUUCAAAACUAAGAGAAGAGCCUCAUCACUUUAUGCAAUAUGGAGAGUUAUCAGUUACUCCUUGUUCUUUGCAAAAGUUCGGAAAAGUUUUUAAAAAGCUUGCUCAUUCACCUGAAAAAAAGAGACAUAUUCAGUGGUGGGUGCAUUGUGAUACGGCUGCCUGGUUUAUUAAGGGCAAACCUUUAAUUUGUUGCAUUGUGAGCUGCGCACAUGCUUGAAUGCCCGUCUAUUUGCCAAGCAUAACAUGAAUUUUUGUCUUGCGCGCCUUGCGAGCAAUUAUCGGAUUCCAUGAUAUUGCUGAAGGAAUCAUUCUGUUUGAAAUUUGGACUUGUGUACACAAAAAUAACACAGUCUUUCCAUGUUGGCUUUAGAGAUCACUUUAAACUAGCAAAAAAGUCAAGGUUUGAGUGCAAGGGUUUUCAAUGGCAGAUGUUAGCGAUUGAAGCAGGAAAUUACACCAUGCAGUCAGUAGACGCUACACACUCUCGGAACCUGUAUGCUUUAAAUGAAACAAGCAGUGGGUAUUCAUCUCGACUUGUUUUCGUCCAUAUUGCUGUGUUACAGCAAUGCAAACAAGAUCUGAAUGUCUGAAUGCUUGUUUUCAUUGAAAGUGAACAGAGAGUGGUCGUUUUUGGAAUUCUUAGAAAAUAUUUUCAUCCACGUAUAUGUAUGCACGAGGUGCCAUUUUGAUGUCAUACGAAGCCGCUCCUUGUCACGAGAGCAUUUAACAAUAGUACAAAAAUCACUCCUUAAAAUCACCCACAAAUUUUUUUUGGAAUAAACGUCGACCCCCACAAGCUGUUUAACAUGAAAACCAAGUAUAAAGCAGAACCUACUCCAAGAAAACGUAGAAAAGUGUGACGCAUUGUACAUGGAGACACCCCUGUUUUGUCUUGAAUGACAUCAUGCUUUGGCUCAAGAAUAUGAAUGUUUUCAUUAGCAUAAAUCCAAACUUGCUGCUACAAAGGAGGCAGAGAGACACUGUAAAUCUUUGCCAGUGCUACGUGUAUUUAAGUCAUAAAAAUCACAUGACAUGGUUUCUUUAACGUUCACGGCGGAGUGCAAAUCAAUCUGCUCACCAAAGGUGGGCUAAUAAUCCUUUAUCUGAUUGGUUCUUGGUUUUUGAAACAAAAAAAUCACACCCAGUGGUUUGAUGCAUUGAGAUUUUAGGGGAGCAUUAUUGGGGGUCGAUUGGGAAAUAGCACAUUCCUGAAUGCCGCCGAAAAUAGGAAAAAUCAGUCAAAAUGAAAGUGUGGGACGCUAAAAUGCCCAAACUGUUGUGUUUCGAAUGUGUUGCCAUCAGGAUUUGUGGGCUGGGCUUGUUCAACCAUUUUCACCCAGAUUGGAGUUGUCGAAUUGGAAAAUUUUCAUGUCAUGAAGACACCAUUUAAGUAUGUUUCAUAGCAUGGCCUGGGGCAAUAAUGAUUAAUUAUAACAAUAAUAGCUGAUUCUUACAUAGCGCACAUAUCCAUCACAACUGAUGCUGAAGGCGCAGUAUUAUCAUUAUCCCUGCACAUUGGGCUCACAGCAACUGAACGUUCCUGAAACCAUCUCAGCUCCCUGGGAAGUAUACGAGCUGAUGCUGCCCUAUCAGGCGCACACGGCUAACAACCAAAUCUGCCCUAACAGGUAUACCCAUUUAUUCCUGGGUGGAGAGAGGCACAUGGGGGUAAAGUGACUUGCCCAAGGUCGCAACAUGGUGCCACCAGCUGGAUUCGAACCCCCGACCCAAUGAUCAGAAGCUACAAACCCUAACCACUAGGCCAUAUGCCCCCAUUGACAGAAGAAAGACGACAGAAUUUCGCAAGGAAUCGUAAUAUCUGUUUUGGAUUGAAAUAACGAAUGUAGCCGCUGUUUUACUUGUACAAGUGCAGUUAUCAACCAUAAUUGGUUACAAAGGCCAGUGAUGUUGAA
Messenger RNA from Acanthaster planci (crown-of-thorns starfish), 4379 nucleotides. RefSeq names its product microfibril-associated glycoprotein 4-like. Lineage: Eukaryota; Metazoa; Echinodermata; Asteroidea; Valvatida; Acanthasteridae. The record is from RefSeq and is a predicted model, not a curated record.